AUGCGGGAUAUGCCGUCACCACUAGCCAAGAGGGUGGACUCUGAAAAAGAGCCAGAUUUAUAUCCUUCAUUAUCUCCACCACCGCCUGCACUAACACCGUUAACGCACACAGCCCGCCGGCAGGCAGACAGGCAGGCAGCGGGCGGGCAGCACGGGCUCCGCGGGGUCGCCGACCCUCACCACCGCAUACAGUUAGAAUAUAAUGAUUUGUCGGUGGAACAAAUUAUGGACAACUUGUCAUCAGGGAUAGCUAUAGAUCAAAACAUGUUACAAGGAACAGGCCCUUACAUGACACCUCAGGCACAAGCAGCUUUGCCAAAGCAAGUUUUCGAUCAAGCUACUCGUAUUGCACUCAUGGCUAUACGACGAGUACCUGAAACUGGGCAAAGGAAACUACAGGAGGGGCGCGAGACCCGGUGCCCCACAAACCAACAGGGUCUGGAAUUCAGUGCAGGCACCACUAACCGAUGGGACUGCUACACAAACAGGCAUCACACAAAAACCGUCUAUGACCUCCAGCCCGCAACUACAGGGAGUGCCGGGCUGGAUUUGGCAACAGCAGCCAACCUCUCAAUGAAAGAACAGAGAAUUUAUAUUGUGGGGACUGCAAUAUUCGGACCUUUGCCUGAUGGCAUGUUAGGAUUAAUAACUGGACGAUCUAGUGCUACGACACAGGGAAUAAUUGUAUACCCUGGAGUUAUUGAUUCAGAUUAUCAAGGGGAAAUUACAAUCAUGCUAGCUUCAACGCAAAUUCCAUGUACAAUUCCGGCAAACACAAAAAUAGCUCAAUUAAUAUUGCUUCCUUGUUGGGUACCUCGACACAUGCAAAAUAAUCGAGGCGACGGUAGCUUUGAUAGCACCGGGGGUCCUUUUGUAUUGUGGUCGCAGGAAAUAACACAGCAACAGCCGAUUUUAAAAUUGCAAAUUGAGGGUAGAUGGUUUUCGGGAUUGCUAGAUACCGGAGCAGACGUUUCUAUAAUAUCAAAAAAAGACUGGCCAACUUCGUGGCCGUUGCAGAUAGCUCUUUCUACAAUUGUUGGUAUAGGAGGCACUCGACAGCCCAUGCGAAGUGCCAAACUUUUGUCAGUAAAGGGGCCUGACAACCAUGACGCAUGGAUUCAGCCUUAUGUACUUGACUCAUCUGUAAAUUUGUGGGGCAGAGAUUUAUUGAAACAAUGGCACAUUACCCUAACCACAGUCAAUUCAAAUUUAUCCUAAGGGUCACUGAUGUAAAACCCCUGCUCAAACUUACGU
Molecule: messenger RNA, 1254 nt
Organism: Aquila chrysaetos chrysaetos
Lineage: Eukaryota; Metazoa; Chordata; Aves; Accipitriformes; Accipitridae
Exons: 4
Coding region: 1-1218 (405 amino acids)
Biological process (GO): viral process; proteolysis
Molecular function (GO): aspartic-type endopeptidase activity
Source: RefSeq, a predicted model, not a curated record